AUGGGGUGCUGGCAGCAGCUUUGCUGCGCGCGCGUCCUCAGAGUCAAGGCCAAGGUGCUGAGACGGCCCUGGCGGGACCGGGCGCUGCCUGAGAAGCGUAACCGCUUCCUUCCAGUGGAUGAGGUCAAGGAGGAGGGUGCCAUCAGCCGGGUCUAUGACACAGAGAUGACGGUGCUGGUCACUGACCUCAAGGGCUUUACCUCCACCACGAAGAAGCACGGCAUAAUCCACUUUGCGAGCAUCAUCAUUCGGAAGAGGCAGCUGUGCCUUCCCAUUCUGCACAGAUACAAGGCUGCGCACAUAACCACAGAGGCGGACAACCUCAUCGUGGCCUUUCCUAGCGCCUGCGAUGCCGCCCAUGCGGCGCUCGAGCUGCGGGCGGCCAUUCAGAAGACCAAUGCCACGCUGGAGGAGGCGAAGGCGCACUUUGCCAUCCAGCUGAACGGCGUUGGCAUCCAUUGCGGCGUGGGCCUGAUGCAAAGCGCCGAGGGCGAGUUGCUGGGCGAGGUGGCGCGGGGGGCCUAUGUCCUGGGCGAGGACCUCUGCAAAGGCAGCGAGAUUCUGGUGUCGGAGGCGGUGCGCCUCAAGCUGCAGGAGGACCCAUUCUUUGCCUCUGCCUCCUUCAAUAGCCGUGAGGACCAAGAAACCGGAGCCAUCGAUUUCAGCUACUUCGAGCUGGGGGGCGACUGGAAGGAUCUCCAGGUGGAUCUGGCGUCCACUGAGGACCAGAGCUUUUUGCAUCCGUCGCUGCUGCCCCUGGCCCAAAGACAUGGCAAGUCUGGGGUGGAGCUGAUGAUGUUGGACGAGGCGAUCCACAAACAUUUGCGGCCUCAAACCGUGCUGAUGUUCAGCAUCGAUUCACAGAAUGGCUCCCAGGAUGAGGCUGCGAUCAUGCAGAUGAACAAGUCCAGGGCCGCUCUGCGCCCAAUUCUGGAGCAGCACGGCGGCCGGGCUCUGGAGGCGGAGCUUUUUGUCUUCGACCAGGCUUCUCAGGCAGUGUCCGCCGCGCUGGCGGCUAGAGCCUUUGGAUGA
Effrenium voratum is the source of this 1032-nucleotide messenger RNA. The record is from the annotation of a GenBank genome assembly. NCBI's taxonomy places the organism in Eukaryota, Dinophyceae, Suessiales, Symbiodiniaceae.